Cyprinus carpio (common carp) is the source of this 1819-nucleotide messenger RNA. Its product is annotated as legumain-like. The transcript is spliced from 14 exons. Gene Ontology annotation, biological process: vacuolar protein processing. The coding region runs from base 110 to 1360 and encodes 416 amino acids. Lineage: Eukaryota; Metazoa; Chordata; Actinopteri; Cypriniformes; Cyprinidae. Gene Ontology annotation, molecular function: cysteine-type endopeptidase activity. The record is from RefSeq and is a predicted model, not a curated record.
AAGUCACCUUGUGUGUAGUCUUCAGUAUAUAAAAAAUGAUGUUCGAAAUGAUAAGUGCAGUUGGCAACGAAAGGAUCAUCUGAUAGUCCAUACAGACUUUGCUUCUAAGAUGGCGGCAGCAAAUGGAAAACACUGGGUUAUGCUUGUAGCUGGUUCAAAGACAUGGGAUAAUUACAGGCACCAGGCCGAUGUGUGUCACGCCUAUCAGAUAGUACAUCAGAAUGGGAUUCCUGACGAGCAGAUUGUGGUGAUGAUGUAUGAUGAUAUCGCCAACAAUGAUCACAACCCUACUCCUGGGAAAAUUAUCAAUAAUCCAAAUGGACCGAAUGUGUAUACAGGGGUUCCAAAAGAUUACACUGGAGGGGAUGUGACACCUGAAAACUUCCUGGCUGCUCUCAAAGGAGAGCCUAAAAAAAAUUGCCUGAAAAAAGUCCUUAGAAGUGGAAGAAAUGACACGAUAUUCAUCUACCUGUCAGAUCAUGGAAGUACAGGCCUAUUUUGCUUUCCAAACAGCACCCUUUAUGCCCAUGAUCUCAUUGAAACCAUCAAGGAAAUGGCAAGGGGAAACAAGUUCUCAAAGAUGGUGAUAUAUAUGGAAUCCUGUCAUUCUGGAUCAAUGUUUACCCAACUCCCAAAUGACAUUCAUGUGUACGCAGUGACUGCAGCGAGAGGGGAUCAGAGCAGUUAUGCCUGUUAUUUAGACCCUGAGAGGAACACCUAUCUUGCUGAUGAAUUCUCAGCUUUUUGGAUGUACUACACUGAAUCGAGUAACCUUGAUAAAGUAACAUUCCGGGAUCAGUUUAGUUAUCUUCAGGGCAACAUGAAGAAUUCUACACCCUGUUGUUUUGGGGACGAGACAACUGGUAAAAAUCCAAUCAGUGGGUUUUUGAGAAACACCCCUAAAGUCAUUCAGGAGUCCACUAAAGCUCAGAAGCUUGUGUUGACUCAUUUGACCCAUGCCCAUGAAGUGUCAUCCAAAAUCUUGGACCACAAAAUUGAAACAGAAACUCAUGCAGGCCGGAAACAAGUUCUGAUCAAAAAACGUGAAACUCUUCAUCAGACUAAAGCUAAAAUUGAGAGAACAGUUAAAGCCAUCAGUCAGCGCUGCUUGCCUGCCAGUGAAGUUGAGGAUAUUUCUGGCGGAGCUUUUAGAUCUGGAUCUCGAAUGGAUUUACUUGCACUGAAAACUGUAGCUGAGCAUUUCAGGACAACCUGUUUUGACUGGCACAAGGAAGAGUUUCAGAUGGCCUUGUCACACACGCAUGUAUUUGCUCGUCUCUGUGCACAUGGAGUUGAAGUAGAGAGGAUCAUUGAGGCCAUAACAGCAGUCUCCAGUCUUCCUACUGAACAUCAUCCUUAAGAAGUGUUUAUGAAAUUUAGAUCAAUCUCAUCCUUAUAAUAUGUGAAACAAAUGAAAGUUGCUCAUAGAUGACUUUGGUUAAAAGUAUAAAGUGCAAUUUGAGAUUUGUGUCAAAAUUGAGUUAUUCACAUAUUCUUAUUCUGUCAAAACUUAUUUACAUUGUGAUGUUUUUCCCCCCUUCAUGUUGUGUACAUUUUGGGACUUGUUUUAGAAAACAAAAAAAGGGUAACACUUUAUAAUAACUUUCAUUAAUAAAUCAUUACUAAACAUUACAUAACGUUUAACUAAUCAUUACUUAAUAUAUAUUCACAUAUCUAGAAAUAUGAGAUAAUGUGCUUGUUAAUGUUAACUAAUGAACUUAUUAAACAUUACCAAAUGACUAACAGAUCAUUAUUUAAUGUAAAUUGAAAUGCUUUCAAAUGUCAUUAAACUUUUAAUUCAUAUGAUCAUGCAUUUUUU